Messenger RNA from Xyrichtys novacula (pearly razorfish), 7328 nucleotides. Lineage: Eukaryota; Metazoa; Chordata; Actinopteri; Labriformes; Labridae. The record is from the annotation of a GenBank genome assembly.
AUGAUGGACGGGUAUGUAUACAAAUCCUAUAUCUACAAAACCCAAUUCCACUGAAGUUGGGAAGUUAGAAUUUCAUGGCAGCAACACGUGACAAAGAAGUUGGUAAAGGUGGCAAAAAACACUGAGAAAUUUGAGGAAUGCUCAUCAAACAUCUAUUUGUAACAUCCCACAGGUGAGCAGGUCAAUUGGGAACAGGUGGGUGUCAUGAUUGGGUAUAAAAGCAGCUUUCCCAAAAAUUCUCAGUCAUUCACAAGCAAGGAUGGGGCGAGGUUCACCGCUUUGUGAACAACUGCGUGAGCAAAUAGUCGAACAGUUCGGACAAUUGCAAGGAAUUGAAGGAUUUCAACAUCUACGGUCCAUAAUAUCAUCAAAAGGUUCAGGAUAUCACCACAUGGGCUCAGGAACACUUCAGCAAACCACUGUCAGUAAAUACAGUUCGUUGCUACAUCUGUAGGUGCAAGUUAAAACUCUACUGUGCAAAGAGAAAGCCAUUUAUCAACAACAUCCAGAAACGCCGCCGGCUUCUCUGGGCCCGAGCUCAUCUAAGAUGGACUGAUGCAAAGUGGAAAAGUGUUCUGUGGUCUGACGAGUCCACAUGUCAGAUUGUUUUUGGAAAUAGUGGACGUCGUGACCUCUGGGCCAAAGAGGAAAAGAACCAUGCGGACUGUUAUUGACGUGAAGUUCAAAAGCCAGCAUCUGUGAUGGUAUGGGGGUGAAUUAGUGCCCAAGACAUGGGUAACUUACACAUCUGUGAAGGCAACAUUAAUGCUGAAAGGUACAAAAAGGUUUUGGAGCAACAUCUGCUGCCAUCCAAGCAACGUCUUUUUAAUGGACGCUCUUCCUGCUUAUUUCAGCAAGACAAUGCCAAGACACAUUCUGCAUGUGUUAAAGAGUGCGGGUACUCGACUGGCGUGCCAACAGUCCACACUUGUCUCCCAUUGAAGCGUAAAAUACGACAACGGAGACCCCGGACUGUUGAGCAACUGAAGCUGUACAUCAAGCAAGAAUGGGAAAGAAUUCCACCUUCAAAGCUUCAACAAUUCGUCUCCUCAGUUCCCAAACGUUUAUUGAGUGUUGUUAAAAGGAAAGGUGGUGUAACACAGUGGUAAACACGCCCCUGUCCCAACUACUUUGUCAUGUGUUGCAGCCAUGAAAUUCUGAGUUUAUUAUCAUUUGAACAUUAAAUAUCUUGUCUUUGUAGUGUAUCCACAAUUUCCCACCUUCAUUGGAAUUGCGUUUUGUAAUAUUUUGAUAAUUUCAUCAGCGUAAAAAUCUGAAGGUUGUGUCCCUGAAGCGUCAUACAGCGAUUUCCUUUUGUCCGCAGGUUCCAAGGAGACAUGCUGAGCGGCGGCCGGACCGUGCUCGGCGAGGACAGCUCGGUGAUGGCCCGCAUGCAGAAGAAAUUCUGGAAGACGAAACAGGUCUUCAUUAAAGCCACGGGGAAGAAAGAGGACGAGUACGUGGUGGCCUCGGAUGCUGAUCUGGAUGCAAAGCUUGAGGUAUUUCUGAAUGUCGGAGUCUUACAUUUUAUUUUUAUUUAUUUCUACAUCAGGCGGAUUGUUAUUGUUAAAGCCAGUGGAUGUUCACAGGUGGUGUGGACUCAUCAGUCUCACAGUUAAUGGUCUCGUCCUGUCAGGAGCAUCUCUUUAACGCUGGGGGGCUUUUGGCUCUGGGGCUGCAGCUGGAUACAUCUCUUAAAGUUUGACUCAACUAAACAAACUGUUUUGAGUCUUUAUGUUCCAUAUUUGCUUAAAUAAACUGGAAAAGCUCUAGUAUUUUUAAGCUUUAACCUCUCUUCUCUCACUCUUUUAAUCUUGUCCGCUCUUCACUGUUGUGAUGACGCGCAAGAUGUCUCACACCUGUGAAAAAGAUGUCAAUGAUGGGACGCUCUGUCCUUGCACUUCUCACUCGUUACUCACUGCCGUGGUAGACAAGAGUGGACACGUGUAAUUGGCCGAAACCCGGCUGGCACUUCGUUAUGACAGGCUGUCUGAUGGUGCGGUCCUGUGAGAGGGAGACGUGGUCGAGUUUCAGCGAGCCGUUAAGGAGACACUGUGAGGCUUUUGUUUGCUCUGGAACAAGAUCAGGCCUCUUGCGUUGUGUCCCGCUGCUCUCUGUGUGCGUCUCUGCUGUUAGACUGAGAAGUCAGAGGAGACGGGGAAAGUGAUAAUGGGCUCAAAAUGGACGAAGGCUUUUGUGAAUUUCAUCCUGACUGUGUGCCUUUUGUGGAGGGACCCAGAACCAGAUUAGGAGCCUUGAAGCUAACCUGGUUAUAUCUCAGAAUUGCUUCAGUGCUCGUUCAGAUUUCAUCUCUGCAGCUUUUGCUUUAUUGCAUGUAAACCUCUUUGAAUAAAAAUCUGACCAAAAUUGAAUUUAAACUCUUUUUCUUAUACUUUCUGUAAAAGUCAUGAUGAGGGUUCGAUUGUCGAUCAAUCGGACGCUAAGACAGGAAAACAUUAGUGACAUUCACACAGCGGGGAUGAGACUCGGACAGGUGUUUAGCUGCUGCUGAGGCAGACAGAAUGGAGGCAGGGACUGUUUAUUCUGCUGUUAAUCAGUCACUACACAUGCUCAUUUCAGCUCCGUUACUGCCUCAAGACGAGCAGCAGGAGCAGACUUAAAGUGUUUGCAGUUAAAGCUGCUGCAGAGGGAAAAGUCUUGGUAUACCUCUAUGGUGUCCAAUAUUUAUGUUUCCAGACUAUAUUACCACAUUUCUAAAAAACUGUUUUCUAAAAUAGAAAAGUCGGUAUUUCCAAGAAUAAUUCAAAAUGUAGGAUAUGGAAAAGUACGGAGAUUCCAACUGAGUAGGAACCCUGUAACAUUUGAAGCUGAAAUCAGUGUGGACUCUUUUAUACUACAUUUCAAACAAAUAACUUUAUCUAACAGCUCUUAAUUGUAGUACAACGGUGUUACUAACUAUUAGGCAGCCACAGGUGGAGGGAGGAGAGCAGGGAGAGGAGCAGGAGGAGGAGGAGGCAGGCGUGUGUUUUUGUGCGUCUGAGAAGCAAAGGGACAGAAUGAGCAUGACGAGAAGGAGAGGCGGUGUUUCUGUGGUGCCAACGAGGUCACGACUAGAGGAUUUAUUACCUCCGCCAAGGAGGUUAUGUUUUCGGUAGUGUUGGUUUGUUUGUUUGUUUGUCUGUGAGUUUGUUUGUUAGCAACUUUACGGAGAGAAAGUUACAGACAGAUUGACCUGAAAUUUUCAUCAGAGGUGCGUCUAAGCCCCAGGAGGAUCCCAUCACAUUUUGGUGAUGAUCCAGACAAAAUUCUGGAUACUGUGAUCCAGAACACACAAAAAUAAGGGUGUCGUUGGAAUUUUCAAUGCUGAAAGAUAACCAAUGGGUGGCACAGUGGUGUAGUGGUUAGCAAUGUCGCCUCACAACCAGAAGGUCCUGGGUUCGAAUCUGGGUCAGAGCAUUUCUUGUUUAAGGGGGGACAUGAGCUGCUUGGUGGAGGUCUGUGCUCUCUGAGUGCUUUUCUAGUUUUAUCUGCGCUCUGGGAAAUAAAGCCAAGCAGAGAGAUUUGGAGCUGUCCCUGCGAACUUUCAGCCUCCAGAUACACAAUCAGCUGCCUUGGUGUUUUUAUGUCUGCUUCUUGAGAAUAAAAUAAAACCCUGGCAGGAAAAACUUGAUGUCGCCUGUUUUGUGUUUCGUAGUUUUUCCGCUCGGUUCAGUCCACGUGCACUGAGCUGCUGAAGGUGAUCGAGAAGUAUCAGCUCAGGAUCACACGUGAGUUCUUUCUUCUGUCAAAUAGAAGAUCCGGUCUCAGUGUUUGUCGCAGGAACUUAAACCUCAAACUCCUCUUCCAGGUUUGUCCCAGGAGGAGAACGAGCUGGGCCUGUUCCUGCGCUUCCAGGCUGAACACAACCGCACAAAGGCCGGCAACAUGAUGGACGCCACCAGCAAAGCCCUGUGUGCUUCAGCGAAGCAAAGGUCAGAGGGAAACGCCGAAUUCUCACCUGUAAUGUUCUUCUCCUUUUUUAGAUUCACUCCUAAAGAUCCUCUCCCUUUGUCUUUUAUUCUCCUCAGGAUGGCUCUCUGUGCCCCGCUCCACCGUCUGCACCAGGAAGUGGAGACGUUCCGGCGGCGCGCCAUCGCAGACACCCUCCUGACGGUCACCCGCAUGGAGAAGGCUCGCACGGAGUACAGAGGGGCUCUCCUCUGGAUGAAAGACGUCUCCCAAGAGCUCGACCCGGACACCUACAAACAGCUGGAGAAGUUCCGCAAGGUGGGAGCAGAUCGACGCUCUUUUUAAAGACGGCGUGUCGAGGCGCUUUGUUUGAACUGUGGCGUCUGUUGUCAGGUUCAAGGCCAGGUGAGAGGGACGAAGAGUCAGUUUGAGAAGCUGAAGAACGACGUGUGUCAGAAAGUGGAUAUGCUGGGAGCGAGCCGCUGCAACAUGCUCUCUCACUCCCUCUGCACCUACCAGGUAUGUAAUGUGCUUUUUUUUAAAGACCGGUGCACCAAGAAUCUCGAUCCUCUCGUCUGAAUCUUUAAUUCGUCUUUAUAGACCACGCUGUUGCAGUUCUGGGAGAAGACAGCCAGUGCCAUGUCGGGAAUCCACGAGGCCUUUAAGGGACAUGUAUCAUACCAGUUCACCACUCUUAAGGUAACAGGAGCUUAAGGUGGAGAUCAGCAUGUUUGUCCGUCCUGGUGUGACAUUUGUCUGGUGUUACCAAAUCCUGCAGGACCUCAGAGACCCCCUGGAUGACAUAACGGAGCUGCAGAAACGGGAGGAUAAGAAGGAGAAGAAGAAGAGCAACACGGACAGGUGAAAGUCAAACAAAAUCACCCCUCGUAUGAAAGUAGCCUGACUCGUUCCCUGACUCGUUCGCACACAUACUGCUCGUACCAUCUGUCUCUGUUCUCAUCGCUCUUUUUCCAUCUUUACAUCCUCACCUCUCCGUCUGCUCUGUCCUCUACUCGUUCUCCUGCCUCAGUCAUGCCUUCAUCAAACACGAGGCCAGUGUCAUGCCCAUGUUUACUCAUGAGUAAGUGUUACAUGUGACGAUAGGUACGCGGUAGCUCAGGGAUUUAGAGCUCCAGAUCAAACAGAGGCUGUGGCAUCGCUAAAAAUAGCAAAACAUGUCUCGCCAGCUAGAUGAAGCACUUUCUCAUUCUUUGCCCUCCCUCUUUUCUUCCUUCCCUCUCAGCCUGGUGUCCUUGGAUGACGACAAACCAUCAGAAAGUGCCUCUGACUCAGGUAGGCGCUGCCCCCUGCAGGCUGAAAGAAAGAGCCGCUUUUCUGUUUGCUUUGGGAAACUAUUUCUGAAUUUGAGAAGAAAAUCGAAGAAUCUGGUCUUUGAAUUAAGGGUUAUUCUGAUGUUCUCCCCUCUCUAGACCCCGCCCACAGCAGUGACAGACAGAGCCAAACCUUGGAUACCGGUGAGUCUCCUGGGAAGUGUAUGUUUUCUCUGUUUUAUUGAUAUUUCUGGAGCUGAUUGUGUGCUGGAUGCCUCUUGGCUUUAUCAUCCUCGACCCCAGUGCACCCAAACACUCCCACACCCACCACUCCAGCCCUUCAAGACCUCAGAGGACUCUCUACCAGCUCUGACGAUGACCUCCUGCUCAUGGCCCUCGAUAUCCCUGAGCCUCCUGCUCCUCCUCCAGCUCCUGCUCCAGCUGACAUCCCUCUCCAGCCUCAGCUUCUGCCUCCACUUCUAGGCGGAGAUCUCACUCAGCCGUGGGGUUUCGAAGCCCUUCAGUCUGGUCUCACACUUCAGCCGGCCAUGGGUAAACAACAGACCAGCUGUCUCCGAACGCUCCUGUUUCAAAGAUUCCUCGCUGGUCUCUCCUUUCCUCGCUUUCUUGCUUGAUGUGGCUCACACUCACCUCCCCUGGAUUUCAACUUCUGGCACUUUCUUGUGGCACUUUGUUCUACCUUUCUUAUCCGCUUCUGGGACUCACCUCUUCGAUGGGCUGCAUGAAAAACUAGAUGCAAGUGUGUAUGGGAAAUGCAUUUCCAAUUGUCCACAGAUAUGCCAUUUUUUCAGUAUCUGAGGAUAAAUCAUUGCAAAAAGAAACAGGAUGAUUAUAUCUCUCUUGUUUUGGACCUCCUAGGAAACACUCAUGAGUUCAAUUUCCCAAGUAUACCUGCAAAUCAAAACACAGGUGUGGCCCAUUUAAUGUUAUGAUAAACUGUUGCAUAACAUGCAGGCAAAUAUUAACCCUGAAGAAAGCCGAAAGCGUUGAUUAUCUAACUUUUCUGCCAUGCCGCUAAUAUUUCAUGAACACUUUUCUUCAUUUUUGACUCAAACUCUGAACUUUGUAGGACUUCUGCAGUCUCAAUGCAAUCCAUAAUCCUUUCCUCCCACUCCCCUCAGGUGGUCCGUCUCCUCUCUCCAUGUCAGGCUUGAGACCAGAAGAGGAAGACCCUGAACGCGGUGACAUGGCUUUCCUCAAAGACCUCCUCAGCCCGGGCCCGGGAGCCAGCGACGAGUUCAGUAGAGAGUGGCAGGACGCUUUCGGGAUGUUUGACCCUCCUAGUGUCCCUUCAUCCGUCACAGGUGCUGGGAGUGCUCUACCGACAGCUCGUCCGCCGUCCAAUCCUCCGAGCCCCACAGGCUUCCUGCCGUCCCAGCUGCUGGAUCACAGUCUGAGCUCUACAGGUGAGCCCACUCUGCUCUGAAAAGGAUAGAGACAUUGUGGCAGCAUGCUGGACUACUCAUAGGUGGUUAUGAUUUUACUUUAGGGAUUCCUCACAGGUGAGAUCUCACAGAAUCUUGAUAAAAAGUGACGAACCUAGACUCAGAAGUUAGAGGAGGUCUCAAAUCAGAUUAUUAGGGAUGGCAAAUCAGGCCUAAUAUGUGGCAAACGCUAGUUUUGGUGUUUUUGGGGUUUUCUUUAAUAAACCUGCGUUGUCUUCCAGGAUGGGCAACCCCACCCAUGUUCCAAGCCCCACCCCUGCAGCCUCCUCCAGGUCAGAACCAACCAGCUCCACCCUCUGCUCCAAAUUCAGCAGCUGGUAAGCUCUUCCUUCUUUUUUUUUUUUGUCUGUGUUUGUUUUUCUCUCAAGAGCUGAUUUAGGUCUUUAAACUUGUGAUAACCUAUGUAUUGUGAGGUGGUUGUUAUGUGAAUUAGAACUCUGACAGGGUGAGACAAGAACCCCAGAAGCAAAGUGGACGUUUGCGUCAACCGCCGGAGGUGAAAUGUGCCGUAGCUCUCUUCUACAGUUUGAACUGAUUCGAUAUAUGUGGUCUGAUCAUUUGCGCAGCUGCUCCGGCUGGAUCCAAGGACAUGUCUGCCUGGUUCAACCUGUUCGCAGACCUGGACCCUCUCUCCAACCCUGACGCCAUUGGACGCUCUGCAGACGAGCUUCUUAAUGCUUAA